This is a messenger RNA of Nematolebias whitei (Rio pearlfish), 1922 nucleotides long. RefSeq names its product leucine rich repeat transmembrane neuronal 4 like 2 (gene lrrtm4l2). The coding region runs from base 1 to 1716 and encodes 571 amino acids. The record is from RefSeq and is a predicted model, not a curated record. Gene Ontology annotation, molecular function: protein binding. NCBI's taxonomy places the organism in Eukaryota, Metazoa, Chordata, Actinopteri, Cyprinodontiformes, Rivulidae. The transcript is spliced from 3 exons.
AUGGGUAAUUGCGCGCACACAGACCGCAGGACUGGAGUGAACUGGAGCGGCGACCCCAGCGCGCAGCCGUCCCGCAGCGGAACCGUCCCGCUGGACAGCGGCCCGGUUCGGUCCGAACUGCGGGGAAACUUGGCUCUCAGCAUGCGGAGCGACUGUGGAGCUGCAGGUUCUGUGAUGUUGGACUGGAGGUUAUCUUGUCUUCUUCUGCAGGCAGCUGCUUUGCUGCUGCUCAGCGAGGGGGAGAGGAUGUGCCCUGCGAGUUGUCGCUGUGAAGGAAAGAUUGUUUACUGUGAGUCUGGCAUCUUCCAAGACAUUCCAGUAAACAUCACGAUGGGAUGCCAAGGACUGUCUCUGCGGUACAACAACCUGCUGGUUCUGCUGCCGUACCAGUUCGCUCAUCUCAAUCAGCUCAUCUGGCUUUACUUGGACCAUAACUCCAUCAGUGCUAUAGACGCUUUGGCCUUCCGUGGCGUCCGCAGACUCAAGGAGCUGAUUCUCAGCUCCAAUAAAAUCACCCAUCUACAUAAUAAAACGUUCAGCGCCAUACCCAAUCUGAGGAAUCUGGAUUUAUCCUACAAUCAGCUGCAGUCUUUGCAACCAGGCCACUUCCACGGCCUGCGUAAGCUGCAGAAUCUCCACCUUCGAUCCAACGGACUGAGGGAAAUCUUUAUUCGCACGUUUCUGGAGUGCCGCAGCUUGGAAUUUCUAGACUUGGGCUAUAAUCGCUUGCGAGGUCUGACUCGCACCACGUUUUUAGGGCUGUUCAAGUUGAAGGAGCUUCACUUGGAACACAAUCAGUUUUCCAGGAUUAAUUUCUACAUUUUCCCACGCCUAACCAACCUGCAGGCUCUUUAUUUACAGUGGAACCGCAUCCGAUCCAUCAGCCAGGGCGCAGCAUGGACCUGGCAGAAACUCCAGAAGCUGGACCUGUCUGGGAAUGAAAUCCAAACGCUGGACCCAAAGGUCUUCCAGUACAUGCCGAAUUUAGAAAUCCUCAAUCUCGAAUCGAACAAGCUGAGCAGUGUGCCUGUAGAGGCCGUGGCGGCAUGGACCUCUCUGACCACCAUCAGCCUGGCAGGGAAUGCGUGGGACUGCAGCACCAGGAUCUGCCCUCUCAUGGGCUGGCUCAGGACCCUCCGGGACCUCAAAGACAUCAGCAUGAUUUGCAGCGGCCCCAAGUCUGUGCAGGGCGAACGAGUGGUGGACGUGGUGAGGAAUCACUCGAUAUGCGCAAACGUAUCCAACAUGUUCUCGACCACGACUCUCACCGCGCUGAGCUCAACCCAAGCAAAAUUGACCACUUCACCUGUCCGCCCAACUGGGACAUACCGAAAGACAGCAGAGCCCUCUGUAAGCUCUACACCCCCCUACUCUGCUGAACCCCCCACAGCCUUUACCCCAGAGCUACAGUUUGAACAUAUGGCUUUCCAUAAAAUCAUUGCAGGCAGCGUAGCCCUGUUCCUGUCGGUGUCAUUGAUCCUGUUGGUUAUUUAUGUGUCGUGGAGGCGCUACCCUAACACCAUGAGGCAGCUGCAGGAGCACUCAGUCAACCACAAGCGCAGGAAAAAGGCCCACAAGCAGGAGCAGGACCUUAACUCGCAGCUGCAAGAGUACUAUCUGAGCUAUCAUUCAAACUCAGAGACGCUGGACUCCUUGGUGACGGAGAACAGGCCGUGCACGUGCACUAUAUCCGGAUCCAUAGAAUGUGAGGUGUGAGCGCUCGGCCUUUGAGGAACAAAUGGCGAGUUUUGCCAAGCGGAGAUAAAAAGGUUUUAUCUCUGAUUUAAGAUUGAAUAUUCCGCAGCACUAAAGGAAGUACUUGGAGGCUCUGCACAAUGUAAUUAUGUGCACAGAAUGGAUGAUUUGAAUGGAGAGAUAUAUUCAGAGAGAACUAAUUAUCAUUCUGAUUGACAUGAGAACAG